UUUAAAUUUCUUUUAGAGAACCGCAGAAGCAGAGCAUUUCAACUCUGGUUGGUCUCAUUGAAACUGAAUUUAAGAUUGCAUGGCUAUGAUAGCGAAUAACAUCAGUUACUGAUCAUUACACGCAAUGGAUUCGAGUGCGAAUAAUGAACAUGUCAAUGACCAAGACGCAUCUUUGAGUGCGGAGCCAUCAGCUCCAGCGGGUUGCCCUGGAGUUUCAAGCUCGACCGCUGGAAAAUCUACUCCAUGCCAAGGUUGUCCAAACCAGAGAGCUUGCUCUUCGGGUCAAGCAGCCAAGGAUGUUGAAACUAGCAACGCGGAAAUGAAAGAAAAAUUAGCCGAUGUCAAGUUUAAAAUAUUAGUUAUGAGUGGCAAAGGCGGUGUUGGUAAAAGUACAAUUACAACUGCCCUUUCGAGGUACUUAGCUUCUGACGGGGAAUCACAAGUCGGAGUUGUCGACUUGGAUAUUUGCGGGCCGUCGUUGGCGACGAUGUUUCACGCCGAAGACCAGUCUGUUCACGAGAGCAACGACAGUUGGUGUCCGGUUGUCGUAGACGAGAAUCUUUAUCUGAUGUCGGUCUGGUUUCUCCUUUCGAGUCCCGACGAUGCUGUUGUUUGGCGUGGUCCUCGAAAGAAUGGUCUUAUAAAACAGUUUUUGAGUAAAGUUAAAUGGGACUAUUUGGAUUACAUGGUAGUAGACACACCUCCAGGGACGUCGGAUGAACAUCUUUCGGUGACCCAGUUGUUGCAUCAAACAGUCGGAGUGGAUGCAGUUGUUUUAGUCACUACGCCUCAAGAAGUGAGUUUGUUGGAUGUUAAGAAGCAGAUCACGUUUUGCAGGAAAAUGAAGUUGCCGAUCAUUGGCGUGGUGGAGAAUAUGGCAUAUUUUAGUUGUCCAAACUGCAGCCAGAAGAGUGAGAUUUUCCCGGCCACAACUGGUGGAGCCAAAAAGAUGUGCGAAGAUAUGGGAGUGGAGUUCCUUGGAUCAAUUCCUCUGGAUCCCACUAUUGGCAAGGCUUGUGACACUGGCAUGCAAAUAGACAGUGCUGCUGGGAACGAUACGAUUGCGUUCAUCGCUACCGUAGUUCGAAAGGCCGCUCAAGCCAGCGAAUCAACCCAAUCGAUGUGAUGAUUGGGUUGUCCGUAAAACGUUUAACAUUUUGACGCUGAAUGGCGAUUUUGUUUAACCUUGAUUAUUUGAGUGUUUAUGAGCUUAAAUUAGAAGAUAUAUUUGAAAAUUUCA
This is a messenger RNA of Symsagittifera roscoffensis, 1240 nucleotides long. RefSeq names its product cytosolic Fe-S cluster assembly factor nubp1-A-like. Gene Ontology annotation, cellular component: cytosol. The record is from RefSeq and is a predicted model, not a curated record. Gene Ontology annotation, biological process: iron-sulfur cluster assembly. NCBI's taxonomy places the organism in Eukaryota, Metazoa, Xenacoelomorpha, Acoela, Convolutidae. The transcript has 2 exons. Gene Ontology annotation, molecular function: ATP-dependent FeS chaperone activity; ATP binding; 4 iron, 4 sulfur cluster binding. Bases 125 to 1126 code for a protein of 333 amino acids.